Molecule: messenger RNA, 1093 nt
Organism: Alosa sapidissima (American shad)
Lineage: Eukaryota; Metazoa; Chordata; Actinopteri; Clupeiformes; Clupeidae
Gene: tifa
Product: TRAF interacting protein with forkhead associated domain
Exons: 3
Coding region: 191-754 (187 amino acids)
Biological process (GO): canonical NF-kappaB signal transduction
Molecular function (GO): protein binding
Source: RefSeq, a predicted model, not a curated record
UGUAUUUGCAAUUCAUAAGGGGAAACAUCUGAUUUUGUUGUAAUAAUGCUGUUUUGGUUACUUUUCAUGGCUCAUCUCAUUUGGUCUUUCUUCUUCAAACACCGUCUCCGAAGAAGCGAAUCGAGCAUCCUUUCAUGAAGUAGAAACAACAUUGGUUGGCAGCGAAGAGUGCGAAGCAGCCUAACCAAACAUGGCAGUUUCUCAGACGGCGGACACCGAAGAGCUGUUGACCUGUCUACGAAUCCAGCUGUACCAUCCUGACCCUCAGAACAUCUUUAACUCUCUGCCCAUGAAUAAUAGGUUCAAGCAGGAGGCGGAGGACCCAGUGAGGUUGGGUCGGGCGGCCGAAGCAUGCCCGUUUGUCCUGAAUGACACCAAGGUCUCUCGUAAGCAGCUGGCUCUGAUGGCUUUCCGUGCCCCUGGUAGUACCGAAAUGCAUUUUAACGUGCAGAACCUGAGUCGCAAAGGUCGCUUGCAGGUCAACGGCAUCGAACUGGGACACCUGGUGGGAGCCGAGCUGCCCGACAAGGCUCUGAUUCGCUUUGGGCGAUAUGAAAUGUUGGUUUUGCGGGAGCCUGGAGAUUGCGAGACCCACUUUGAGGUGCUGUUUGAGUGUCGAAGUGUGGCACCAUCGCAGGAAAUGGGUGUAGGGGUGGCCGGCACCACGGCUGUGAUGGAGUCUGGAGAUGUUACCCUUUCUUGGAGAGAGCCCAGUAAUGUACCGACAGAAUCAGAUGAAUGUCACAAUUUUUAAUGUGAAGACUACUCUUUAGUUCGCACAGCACCUGUGCCUUGAGUUCAAGAGUUGUCAGUGAAAGACAUUUUUAUAUCUACUAUGUAUAAAUCAUGUUUACCUGUGUUGAAAUGCUGUCUAUUUAUUCAAUUAUUUUUAAAUAUGAAUUUGUUUGACCCAUAAAAUGAGUUUCCUGAGCUCAAGUCACUCCAAGGCUACAUAGAUGUGUAAUAGCGGUCUUAUACAAAGACUAUUAUGCUCUGACAAAUUAAUAAAAAAAAACAAGUUACAUUUUCUCGUACAAAUAACUUUUAUCGUUUUGUGCCUUAACUUGAAUGAAUAAAAUCAGAACAAUCAGUU